UGGAAACGAUUUGACAUUGACGUAACAACCAAAACACAAUUUCCAUUUCCUAAUCGUUUCGUUUACAACUAGUUUACCAACGAAAUAUAAAGCUACUAAGUUGCGGAGUCUCCUUCACCAUUUAAACUAUCUUCCCUCACCAUCAUCCUUCACAAUGGACAAGCCUCUGUCAGCAGAUGACAUCUCUGCGAUGGAGAGUCAGCUGCGGCAGUGUGUGGAGGAGGACCGCCGGCAUUGGAGGGUCAAUGCGGUCAAGUGCGACGCCAUACACACUGCCAAGACCUAUGAGGAGUUUGCGGACCGCGUGUCGGGCGCUCACCUGCAGCCGCUGGAGAAGGCCGACUUCAAGAACAAGCCGAGCCCCUGGAACCAGUACGCUAGCGACAGACAAAAUCAUUAAUUUAUUUAAAUAUAAAUCUUUUCAUAUUUUUGAAUAGGUACUUAGUUUACUAGGAAAAAAGUCGGAGCGCCUUUGCGCUAUCACGACUCUAUCUGUCUCGUCCGUAUAAAUAUUUACGUAUUUAUAAAUGUGUUAACCAAAAGCUUUGUUAAAUCUCCCUUGGUCACAUUCUUGUAUCAAUGCCUGGAUAAAUGAAGUACUUACUU
Plutella xylostella (diamondback moth) is the source of this 606-nucleotide messenger RNA. Its product is annotated as dynein axonemal assembly factor 19. Lineage: Eukaryota; Metazoa; Arthropoda; Insecta; Lepidoptera; Plutellidae. Gene Ontology annotation, biological process: determination of left/right symmetry; epithelial cilium movement involved in extracellular fluid movement; inner dynein arm assembly. The record is from RefSeq and is a predicted model, not a curated record. Gene Ontology annotation, cellular component: outer dynein arm.